CCCGCACAAUCUCUCGCCCUUGCAUCAAAUAACCAAACAAUAUAUUUGAAUUUGAAUUUGAAUUUGGCCGCCCUCCAUUACCACCAUUGCCCCAUCUCAUGAAUGGCGCUUCACACCCACCACCCUCACAAACUAAAAAAACAUAUCCUCUCUCUCAUCCGCGCAUGCACAUGCAUAAACCAUCUCCAACAGAUCCAUGCCCAUGCCAUUAUCACAUCCCCAUCACCACCAUCAUCAUCAUACCAUGCUAUCAUCACCACCAUACUCACAGGCCUACUCCACCUUCCCACCACCAGCAUACACUAUGCUAAGCUCCUCUUCAAUCACCUAUACAACCCAUCCAUCUACCAUCUCAACUCCAUCAUCAGAGCCAUGGCCCAUUCACCAUCACCAUGUAAUGCCAUCACAUUCUUCACUUCUCACAUGCAUACCCAUCGUCCCAAUCACUACACCUUCCAAUUCCUCCUCAAGGCCCUCUCUCUCUCCUCAUCACUUUCUCUCUCCCUAUCUGUAGGAUUUCAGCUCCAUUCUUUUGCCUAUAAGCUUGGCAUGGUCUCUUAUACAUUUUUCAACAAUGGGUUAAUCCAUCUAUACUCCCUCUGUGGGCAUGUCUUCAUUGCUAGGCAACUGUUCAAUGAAAUGGGUCAGAGAGAUGAAGUUUCUUAUAGCUCCAUGAUCAAUGGCUAUGUUAAGUCUGGUGAAUUGGGUUCAGCUCUAGACCUCUUCAAAGACAUGCCUGAGCUUGGUAGUCCCUCUGCUUGGACUGCAAUUUUGGUGGGGUACUCUGAUAAUGGAGAUUUAGGUUCAGCUCGAAAGUUUUUCGAUGAAAUGCCAGAAAAAGAUGUGGUGGCUUGGAACGCCAUGGUAUCUGGCUACACCCAAAAUGGGUUAUAUGCGGAAGCCAUAUUUUUUUUUAGAGAGAUGCAGAAGGUUCAGAAUUUAAAACCCAAUGCGACAACCAUGGCCACUAUACUCUCAGCUUGUGCCGGUUUGGGAGCUUUAGAUACAGGAAAAUGGACCCAUGCUUACAUUGAGCGCAAGGGCAUGAAAUUGGAUGCUUUUUUAGGCUCUGCACUGGUUGAUAUGUACUCAAAAUGUGGAGAGGUCGAAUUAGGUUUGCAAGUUUUCACCGGAUUGAAGCAAAGAAAGAAUUUGUGCGCUUGGAAUGCCAUGAUUAACGGGUUAGCCAUUCAUGGUCGAGCAGCACAAGCUUUAGAAUUCUUCAAGCAAUUGAGGAAAGAGGGGAUUGAGAAACCAGACCAGAUCACCUUUAUUGGGGUGCUCUCGGCGUGUAGCCAUGGUGGGUUCAUAGACCAGGGUCGAGCCCACUUUUAUAAUACCAUGAAAAUUUAUGGAGUGAAACCAAUUGUCGAGCAUUAUGCUUGUAUGGUUGACCUUCUUGGUAGGUCUGGCUUUCUUGAUGAAGCAGAGGAGGUGAUAAGAAACAUGGUGAUAAAACCUGAUAUUGUUGUUUGGAGAGCUUUGCUUGGUGGUUGCAGGCUAUACAAGAAUGUACAGAUAGGAGAGAGAGUCAUAGCACAUAUGGAAGCUCAUAGUAGUGGGGACUAUGUUUUGCUAUCUAACAUAUAUGCUUCGGCUGGUAGAUGGGUGGACGUAAGUAGAGUGAGAAAAAUGAUGCAAGAGAGUGGAAUUAAGAAGGUUCCUGGUUGGAGCUCAAUAGAAUUUGGCAAUGUGAUUCAUGAAUUUGUCUCGGGUGACAAAACCCACCCGAGAUAUGGUGAAAUUUAUGAAAAGUUGGAUGAGUUAAAGAGGAAGUUGAAAAAAGAAGGAUAUUUGGCAGAAACAGGUAUGGUGUUGUAUGACAUUGAAGAGGAAGAGAAAGAAGAGGCUCUUGGGCAUCACAGUGAGAAGUUGGCCAUUGGGUUGGGGCUUAUAAGCACACCACCAGGCUCUACCCUAAGGAUUGUGAAGAAUCUUCGGGUUUGUAGCGAUUGCCACUCUGUAACGAAAUUGAUAUCAUUGAUCUAUGGUCGGGAGAUAGUGGUGAGGGACCGAAUCAGGUUUCACCACUUUAAUUAUGGCACAUGCUCUUGUAAGGAUUACUGGUAGGAGUAGCCUAAUAGUAGCUACUCAACCCCAUCCAGCCCCCCACCCUCUCCCUAAACAAAGCUUCUAAAAAAUUUCAGUCUCCUAUGCCAUUGUGAUCAGGGACAUCCGUAACACCUUGGCAACUGCUGAUGAAUAUCAAAUCCAGAGACAAAUAUGAGAGCAAAGAACAGAUAGAAUGUAAACUGUAGAAGCAAACAACCACUACUAUAACUUAUGUAAGAGACCCAUUUGUCUUUUUCAUCAUUCAUUUGUUAACAUCAUUAAGAUAUUUUGAUUCA
This is a messenger RNA of Amborella trichopoda, 2348 nucleotides long. The record is from RefSeq and is a predicted model, not a curated record. NCBI's taxonomy places the organism in Eukaryota, Viridiplantae, Streptophyta, Magnoliopsida, Amborellales, Amborellaceae.